GUCAGGGCGAGUGUCUCCAACUGCGCUGUUCACUGGGCAAGACAUUCAAGAAUGGAACUUGUACUUCCAUAUUUCCAGAGAUUAAAGGUUUGGUGUACCGAUUGAGGGCACUACUUAAAGUUACUCACAGAAACUACGAGACAACUAACGAAAUUUUAGAAUUGGUCAAAAGACAGGUCAAUGAAACUUUCAAGACUAUCAGUGAUGGCUACUCUUAUCAACUUGAUGUUGUCCAAGAAGUCAACGGACAUCACAGUGACAAUACAACUCACUUUGUACGGGCUGACAUUUUUAUUUUAGCGUCAAGUUUAUUGACAAGAGAUUCUUUUGAGAACAUUGCGGUAGACCUUUUCUUUGGAAGCACAUUUGAAGAAGAAGGUAAUACGUUUUGGUAUUACAAUGUUUUAACGGAAGAUCUUUACAACAACUUGAGUUUCACGUCGUUGUCUAAACGUGUGACUGUUCUAUUUGAUACUACCUACAGUAAAUCUUUCACUAUUGAUCCUCUUAAAAGUAUCAUUUUGUCCUCAACUCUGACUUGUAGUUUUCUUACAUUUCAACAAACAAAUUUUACUGUAAAGUGGAAUAUAUCAAAUAUAAGAGAAAGUGUCAAUGUGACUCUAGAUGUUGGUGGAACAAAGCUAACUAUCUCCAACAUGUCUGAUAUAAAUAGCAUGCUACUGACCGGAAACAGUGAACUAAACAUUUGUAUAGACAUCUUAGAUAAAUAUGUCAACAAGACCAGAUCAAGUAGUACAAAUAGACCUAUGGACGGAGUUUUAUACGUAUGUGGAAAUGUUUUAACCUAUAUAUGUUUAAGUGCAUCAGAGUUGUGUCUCUUCAUAACUUUGAUUACUUACCUUGUUUUUGCUGAGUUGAGAACUGUUCCAGGUAUAAACAAUAUUUUCCUCACUUUGAGUCUUUUGCUUGCACAGUUGGCAUUGAUUAUGGCUUCAAAUGUCCCUACGCCCAGUGCCCUGUGUACAUAUACUGGUAUUAUAACACAUUUCUUGUGGUUGUGGCACUUCGCUUGGAGUUUCCUGUGCAGUCUUCACAUGUUUCGAGUUUUUACUGCCAAAACUCGAAUAUUUUUAGGGAGAAACUCUAACGUCUGUAGUCACGUAAUCAAGGUCAUGACAUUCUCAUUGUGUGUAUCAGUCUCAGUAGUGGCUCUAGUGAUAGUUUCUUCUCAUUUGACGUCACACACCAUUGGUUACGGAAAGAAAACUUGUUAUCUGGACUCAGCAUUUCUCAUUGGUGUCGCAAUGGUUGCUCCACUAUCUUUGGUUUUCAUGUGUAACUUGACAUUUCUGGUGAUAACAGUUGUCAGCAUACACAGGGUCAAUACACUCCUGACAUUUGAUGCCAUGAAAAAAGAACAAUACCAGAAUCUUAUUCUCUACGUCAAGUUGUCAUCUGUGACAAGUGUGUACUGGAUUGCAACCAUUGUAGCUGAGGCUGUAGACAGUGAUGUUUUGAGAAUCAUCUCAAUCUUACUGAACGGACUUCAAGGUGUCUCAAUAUUUAUCUCUUACACUUGUAACAAGAAAGUCUACCAACUGUAUUUCAAGACGCCAUUAUUGCAGGAUUCUUCUUUAUCCUAAUUAAUGACAAUGAAACAUUUUCCUGUACAAACUGUAGUCUCUCUUUGUUCCUAUCUUUACAAAGCUUAUAUCGAUUAACUCAGUCUGUCUGUCUGUCUGAUAAAUAGUUUGUACACGCUGUUUCUCCUACACCUUAUCUCGGAUCAAGCUGAAAUUUCGAACAAUUUCUUGUACCUAACAAAAUAAGAACCAAUUUAAACAAGAUUACAAAGAGGCUGCCCCCGUCGAAGUCGGAUCCCUGUCGGAUCUGUAUAUUCGCAAAUAAUAUUCAAGAGGUGAUUUAAUUUUGAUGGUCAAAAGUAAAAAUGUUUCAAAGAUUCAUUUGCCGUAAAUUUAAAUUUAAAUUAAAUAAAAAAUAGUAGAUUAGUUUUAGUAUAUUAUAACAUUGCAAUAUUGAUCAAAACGUUUGGAAAUGAAAAUCUACACUUUUUUUACACUUAAAGUUUAGAAAUUGAAAUUCUACAUCUUAAUCUAGUAUAUUUUAGUCUAAACUAGAUCUAGAAAUUCUAGAUCUAGACUCUAAAAUAAUUUUAAUUAGAAUAUAAAUCCAGAUCUAGAUAUACUGUAAUAAAAAUCUAGAUCUAGUUUUAAAAAUCUAGAUUAGAUCUAAAUCAAGAUAUCAUUCCAUUUUUAAACGCGAGUCACAUAACGAUGCUUAAUAAACAUUACUAUACCGAGUUCUUUUAGCAUUUUAUAUGAAGAAUUAAUUCCAUAUAACGUCAGUAGGAAAAAAAUACACUACGUCACACGGCCAAGCUAGAAUAAAAAUCGCCUUCAUCAUUACGAGCCAUUUAUCGAGUGUUCAUCAUCAUCAUAUCAUCAAACUCCAUUAGAGUGAGGGCUUGAGAGGCUCAAAUCCUCUCUUGCAAAAUCCCUGGACUGAAACCCUGCUGUCUUGCGUAGUGCAUAAAUGUCGCCAUACAGGUCGAGAAUUUUGGGUUUCCCAGACCUGUCGAGACGGAGAUCAGCAAGUCUGGGGCUGUCAAACAGAAUAUGAGGCACGUUUCCUCUUCUUCCCCGCAGCGGGGGCACCGUGAAUCAAAAUUUGACCAUAGCCGCGAAAAAUAUGAGCCAACAGGACAGUGGCUUGUCCUGCACUGUGCUAUAAUAGCUUGCAUCGAGUGUUCAUAGACAUUGGUGCACCGAGUGCGUUCUUUUAGCAUUUCUUUUAAAGAAUUCAUUCCAUAUGACGUCAAAAUAAAAAAAACACUACGUCACACGGCCUAGCUAGACUAAAAAUAACCUUCAUCAAUACGAGCCAUUUAUCGAGUGUUAUCGAGUGUUCAUAGACAUUGGUGCACCGAGUGCGUUCUUUUAACAUUUUAUUUAAAGAAUUCAUUCCAUAUGACAUCAAAGAAAAAAAAAACACUACGUCACACGGCCUAGCUAGACUAAAAAUCACUUUCAUCAAUACGAGCCAUUUAUCGAGUGUUCCUAGAUAUUGGUGCACCGAGUGCGAUCUUUUAACAUUUCAUUUAAAGAAUUCAUUCCAUAUGACGUCAAAGGAAAAAAAACACAACGUCACACGGCUUAGUUAGACUAAAAUAUGUUUUCAUCAAUACGAGCAAUUUUUCGAGGGUUAAUAGACAUUGGUGCACAGAGUGCUUUCUUUUAGCAUUACAUUUAAAGAGUCCAUUCAUAUGACGUCAAAGAAAAAAAAUUCCAUUACCUCACAAUAGGCUAGUACCGGUACCAUAAAAAAAUGUCUUUAUUUACACGAGAUAUUUAACGAGGGUUCAUAGACAUUGGUGCACUUAUUUCUAAAAGAAUUUAUUUAAAGAGGAUCAAAGCCGCAUUGUUUUUGCGUUUUGUCUGGCAGUCGUUCUGUCCGUCAUCUUGAUAUAAAAUAAACA
Biomphalaria glabrata is the source of this 3457-nucleotide messenger RNA. RefSeq names its product adhesion G protein-coupled receptor E4-like. The record is from RefSeq and is a predicted model, not a curated record. Gene Ontology annotation, cellular component: membrane. The transcript has 5 exons. The coding region runs from base 657 to 1604 and encodes 315 amino acids. Lineage: Eukaryota; Metazoa; Mollusca; Gastropoda; Planorbidae. Gene Ontology annotation, molecular function: G protein-coupled receptor activity. Gene Ontology annotation, biological process: cell surface receptor signaling pathway; G protein-coupled receptor signaling pathway.